ACCCGGUCCAUACAGAAGGGAACACACUCACAUGUAAACAAGAGAAAACAUGGCGUCGCCUUUGCUCAGGUGCUUCUCAAAGGUUGGUAGGCAGGUGUCCCGACCAUGGAGUGUGUGCCAACAUGGGCUGCGGAACAGAUCCACCCAACCAGACGUGUCUGCAGAGCAGGCUGCUGCUCUGGGGGUUUCCUACCCUCCACUACAGACAUAUUCUGAGGAGGAGGGGAUGAUGAGGGAUGCUGUGAACAAGUUUGCACAGGAGCGUCUUGCCCCGUUUGUGUCGAAGAUGGAUGAAAACUCUCAUAUGGACCCGGAAGUGAUAAAGUCACUCUUUGAACAGGGGCUGAUGGGCAUAGAGAUCGACCCAGAGUACGGCGGCACCGGAUCCACGUUCUUCUCCUCCAUCCUGGUCAUUGAGGAGCUGGCCAAAGUGGACGCCUCCGUGGCAGUGCUGUGUGACAUCCAGAACACCCUCAUCAACACACUGUUUACCAAGCUGGGGACCGCGGCCCAGAAAGAACGGUAUCUCAGCCGACUGUCAACAGACAUGGUUGGUAGUUUCUGCCUGUCAGAAGCAGAGUCGGGGAGCGAUGCCUUCUCUCUGAAGACGCGUGCUGACAAACACUGGGACUAUUACGUCAUCAACGGUUCCAAGAUGUGGAUCAGUAACGCAGAGCAAGCUGGUGUGUUUCUGGUGAUGGCCAACGUGGACCCGUCUGCUGGUCACAGAGGUAUCACCUGCUUCAUCGUGGACAGAGACACCGAGGGGCUUCAGAUCGGCAAGAAGGAGAACAAACUGGGUCUGAGAGCUUCUUCAACCUGUCCUCUCAACCUGGAUAACAUCAAGGUUCCUGAGAAGAACAUCUUGGGUCAGGUCGGCCACGGGUACAAGUACGCCAUCGGCAUGCUGAAUGAAGGCAGGAUUGGUAUCGCUGCUCAGAUGUUGGGAUUGGCUCAGGGUUGCUUCGACCACGCCGUUCCCUACACCAGACAGAGGGUUCAGUUUGGCAAACGCAUCUUCGACUUCCAGGCCAUGCAGCACCAGAUUGCCCAUGUAGCCACCCAGAUAGAGGCUGCCAGGUUGCUUACCUACAACGCUGCCCGGCUGAAGGAGGCAGGAAGACCUUUCAUCAAGGAGGCCUGCAUGGCCAAGUACUUCACCUCAGAGGUCGCAACGUUGACCACUUCAAAAUGCAUCGAGUGGAUGGGAGGAGUAGGCUUCACCAAAGACUACCCUAUUGAGAAAUACUACAGAGAUUGUAAAAUAGGUACCAUUUAUGAGGGAACAACCAACAUCCAGCUGUCCACCAUGGCCAAGUUUAUAGACAAGGAGUAUGACCACUGAGCUGACCUGGUCUGGCUGUUUCCUCAUCAUGUAGACUGACCUCCUCCUGACCUGGUCUGGCUGUUUCUUCAUCAUGGAGACUGACCUGACCUGGUCUGGCUGUUUCCUCAUCAUGUAGACUGACCUCCUGACCUGGUCUGGCUGUUUCCUCAUCAUGUAGACUGACCUCCUGACCUGGUCUGGCUGAAUCCUCAUCAUGGAGACUGACCUGGUCUGGCUGAAUCCUCAUCAUGUAGACUGACCUGGUCUGGCUGUUUCUUCAUCAUGGAGACUGACCUCCUGACCUGGUCUGGCUGAAUCCUCAUCAUGUAGACUGACCUCCUGGUCUGGUCUGGCUGAAUCCUCAUCAUGUAGACUGACCUCCUGGUCUGGUCUGGCUGUUUCCUCAUCAUGGAGACUGACCUGGUCUGGCUGAAUCCUCAGCAUGUAGACUGACCUGAUCUCCUGACUGUAUCCUCAGCAUGUAGACUGACCUGAUCUCCUGACUCUAUCCUCAGCAUGUAGACUGACCUGAUCUCCUGACUGUAUCCUCAGCAUGUAGACUGACCUGAUCUCCUGACUGUAUCCUCAGCAUGUAGACUGACCUGACCUGAUCUCCUGACUGUAUCCUCAGCAUGUAGACUGACCUGACCUGAUCUCCUGACUGUAUCCUCAGCAUGUAGACUGACCUGACCUGAUCUCCUGACUGUAUCCUCAGCAUGUAGACUGACCUGAUCUCCUGACUGUAUCCUCAGCAUGUUGACUGACCUGAUCUCCUGACCGUAUCCUCAGCAUGUAGACUGACCUGAUCUCCUGACUGUAUCCUCAGCAUGUUGACUGACCUGAUCUCCUGACCGUAUCCUCAGCAUGUAGACUGACCUGAUCUCCUGACUGUAUCCUCAGCAUGUAGACUGACCUGACCUGAUCUCCUGACUGUAUCCUCAGCAUGUAGACUGACCUGAUCUCCUGACUGUAUCCUCAGCAUGUAGACUGACCUGAUCUCCUGACUGUAUCCUCAGCAUGUUGACUGACCUGAUCUCCUGACCGUAUCCUCAGCAUGUAGACUGACCGUCAUACACUCCUCUUUGUGACCAAUUGGUUUUUAGGGCUCUAUUCAAUCUGAAUCGUUGGAAGUUCAUCGUUACAGCUGAUGAUUUGAACUUUUUUUUUAAAGGCAAUGUUCCCGGGUUAGUGGAGACUGCAUACACGGUAAACGCUGCAUAUUACAUUUACAUUUACAUUUAAGUCAUUUAGCAGACGCUCUUAUCCAGAGCGACUUACAAAAUGGUGCAUUCACCUUAUGAUAUCCAGUGGAACAACCACUUUACAAUA
This is a messenger RNA of Salmo salar (Atlantic salmon), 2656 nucleotides long. RefSeq names its product short/branched chain specific acyl-CoA dehydrogenase, mitochondrial. Lineage: Eukaryota; Metazoa; Chordata; Actinopteri; Salmoniformes; Salmonidae. Gene Ontology annotation, cellular component: mitochondrion. Gene Ontology annotation, molecular function: flavin adenine dinucleotide binding; acyl-CoA dehydrogenase activity. The record is from RefSeq and is a predicted model, not a curated record.